Pseudopodoces humilis (Tibetan ground-tit) is the source of this 2091-nucleotide messenger RNA. RefSeq names its product protein kinase C and casein kinase substrate in neurons 1 (gene PACSIN1). Gene Ontology annotation, cellular component: endosome; plasma membrane; cytoplasm. Lineage: Eukaryota; Metazoa; Chordata; Aves; Passeriformes; Paridae. Gene Ontology annotation, molecular function: protein binding; phospholipid binding. Gene Ontology annotation, biological process: neuron projection morphogenesis; neuron development; regulation of endocytosis. The record is from RefSeq and is a predicted model, not a curated record.
UGCCGCUGUCCCCGCGGCCCCGAGUGCAUGAGGCUUGUGUUUGCCCGAGAGACCCCCAGUGCCUGCUCUGACGCCUGAGGCAGCGCCGGGAGCCAUGUCGGGUUCCUAUGACGAGUCAGCAUCAGCCGCCGAGGAAACAACCGACAGCUUCUGGGAGGUGGGGAACUACAAGCGCACAGUGAAGCGGAUCGAUGAUGGACACCGGCUCUGCAAUGACCUCAUGAACUGCGUGCACGAGCGGGCCAAGAUCGAGAAGUCCUACGCCCAGCAGCUCACUGACUGGUCCAAGCGGUGGAGGCAGCUCAUCGAGAAAGGUCCCCAGUAUGGCAGUCUGGAGAAGGCAUGGGCCGCGAUCAUGACGGAGGCGGACAAGGUGAGCGAGCUGCACCAGGAGGUGAAGAAUAGCCUCCUGAAUGAUGACUUUGAGAAGGUCAAGAACUGGCAGAAGGACGCCUACCACAAGCAGAUCAUGGGGGGCUUCAAGGAGGCCAAGGAGGCUGAGGAUGGCUUCCGGAAAGCCCAGAAGCCCUGGGCCAAGAAGCUCAAGGAGCUGGAGACAGCCAAGAAAGCCUAUCACCUGGCAUGCAAGGAGGAGAAGCUGGCCAUGACCCGUGAAGCCAACAGCAAGGCGGAUCAGUCCAACACUCCUGAGCAGCAGAAGAAGCUCCAGGACAAAGUGGAAAAGUGCAAGCAAGAUGUGCAAAAGACUCAGGAGAAGUACGAGAAGGUGCUGGAUGAGCUGAACAAGUGCACCCCGCAGUACAUCGAGAGCAUGGAGCAGGUCUUCGAGCAGUGCCAGCAGUUUGAGGAAAAGAGGCUCAACUUCCUCAAGGAAAUGCUCCUGGACAUCAAGAGGCACCUGAACCUGGCCGAGAGCAGCAGCUACGCCAACGUGUACCGGGAGCUGGAGCAGACCAUCCGCAUGUCGGACGCACAGGAGGACCUCCGGUGGUUCCGCAGCACCAGUGGCCCCGGGAUGCCCAUGAACUGGCCCCAGUUUGAGGAGUGGAACCCAGACCUGACGCACACGAUAACGCGGAAGGAGAAGCAGAAGAAGGGCGAGGGGGUGGCCCUGACCAAUGCCAGCAGCGUGGGUGACACGGGGGCUCAAGCAGGCGAGCGCGGGAGCGUGAGCAGCCAUGACCGUGGGCAGACCUACAGCGCUGAGUGGUCCGAUGACGAGGGCAGCAACUCCUUCAACACCAGCGAGGCCAAUGGCGGCGCCAACCCCUUUGACGAGGAGUCGGGGGGAAAGGGCGUGAGGGUGCGGGCUCUGUACGACUACGAUGGGCAGGAGCAGGAUGAGCUCAGCUUCAAAGCAGGUGAUGAACUAACCAAACUCGGUGAGGAAGACGAGCAGGGGUGGUGCAAAGGGCGCUUGGACAACGGGCAGCUGGGGCUGUACCCUGCCAACUACGUGGAGGCAAUCUAAGUCUUGUGAUGUGCUCCUCGUCACCGUCAGCAGAUAAAUCCACCCUCCGUUGUCUCCAUCUCUCCACCAGCCAACCAGCCAUUCUGCCGUCUGGUCCUUCACCCCUCACCCUUAGAGAUUCAGACAUAUUUUCCGACCAAGCUUUUAUUUUUUUAAGAGUUGUCUCCGAAGAGUAUUUUGCAUAGUCGCUUUCUUCUAAGAUAACGUGAAGCGAAAGAUGACGUUGUCCGUUCGUCUACGUUAGUUGAAUUUAUUUUUUUUUCUGAGCGAAAAGCUGAUACCUCAAGAUCUUAAAGCCCAACCAGUGAGAGCUCCUGAUUGGUUGGUUUUUAAAGAUACUGAAAUCAUGAGCCGCCUUCUGAUUGGCUGGAACUGUUCUGAAACACACGGUGCCGAAGUUCCUGGGACCAACCAAAUUCAUCCCAGAAAACCGAGAGGGAUUCGAGUCUGACUCCGUUGGGUUUUUUUUGGGUGUUUCCACGUUCUCCCCAGCUAUUCCUCCCGCCCCGAGGAAGGGGGUGAAUGCCCCCUUCAGCCCCGCGGCCAUCCUUGAGAUGCCCAGGUAAGGUGGGACCAGCCCCGCCAUGGAGCUUGCUGGCAUCACCUCAGCUUCCUCCUCCUCCCGGCUGGGCUGUCAGCACACCUGGAGCAGGCAGAGG